UCCUCGGAUUCUGAUUGGUCCGCUGUCCUCUCCGUCGUCGCUGACAUCAAGAGCUGCUCCACCUAACGGGAAGCAACGACGGCUGCUUCAUCUCUCACUGGAGAAACGGGCGAAAGGCGAGACGAACACCUACAUAUUUGUCUUCGCCUCUCAGCCUCCAGCCAAAAUGAUCCACAGCCUGUUCCUAAUAAACGCCUCGGGGGACAUUUUCCUGGAGAAGCACUGGAAGAGCGUGGUCAGCCGCUCCGUGUGCGACUACUUCUUUGAGGCACAGGAACGGGCCACGGAGCCGGAGAACGUCCCGCCGGUGAUACCAACACCGCACCACUACCUUAUCAGCGUUCUCAGGCACCGCAUCUACUUUGUCGCAGUCAUCCAGAGUGAGGUGCCGCCGCUGUUUGUCAUCGAGUUUCUGCACAGAGUCGUCGACACGUUCCAGGACUAUUUUGGAGUGUGUACAGAGGCUGCUAUUAAGGACAAUGUGGUAGUGGUCUAUGAACUGCUAGAGGAGAUGCUGGACAACGGCUUUCCUCUGGCCACAGAGUCCAACAUCCUCAAAGAGCUCAUCAAGCCUCCCACCAUCCUCCGCACAAUGGUCAACACCAUCACAGGUAGCACCAAUGUUGGUGAACAGCUCCCUACAGGCCAGCUGUCGGUGGUGCCAUGGCGACGCACCGGAGUCAAAUACACCAACAACGAGGCCUACUUUGAUGUGGUGGAGGAGAUCGACGCUAUCAUCGAUAAAUCAGGCUCCACCAUUACAGCAGAAAUUCAGGGAGUUAUUGAUGCCUGUGUAAAACUGACAGGCAUGCCCGACCUCACUCUCUCAUUUAUGAAUCCUCGGCUGCUGGAUGAUGUCAGCUUCCACCCGUGUGUUCGGUUCAAGCGCUGGGAAGCUGAGCGGAUCCUCUCCUUCAUCCCCCCUGAUGGAAACUUCCGGUUGCUCUCCUACCACGUCAGCUCUCAGAACCUGGUGGCGAUCCCAGUGUACGUCAAGCACAACAUCACCUUCCGAGAGGGAAGCUCCCAGGGACGUUUUGACUUGACUCUGGGACCCAAACAGACCAUGGGCAAGGCCGUGGAGUCGGUCCUAGUCAGCAGCCAGCUGCCCCGGGGCGUCCUGAACGCCAACCUCAACGCCUCCCAGGGAACAUACACCUUUGACCCAGUCACAAAGAUGUUGUCAUGGGAUGUUGGCAAGAUCAACCCACAGAAGCUUCCCAGCCUUAAAGGCACCAUGAGCCUGCAGGCCGGGGCCUCCAAACCUGACGAGAACCCCACCAUCAACAUCCAGUUCAAGAUCCAACAGAUGGCCAUCUCAGGUCUGAAGGUGAAUCGACUGGACAUGUACGGUGAGAAGUAUAAACCUUUCAAAGGCAUCAAAUACAUGACGAAGGCUGGCAAGUUCCAGGUGCGGACAUAAAGACUGCUGCUCUGUGACUACUGGACCAAACCACCAUGAGACUGAGGGGUGAUGUGAUGGGGGGGAGGGGAGGGGAGUUGGUACAUUCCCUGUGUUUAUGCAUUUCAGGAUUUAACAAAUUGGAGGCUCCAUGUAGCAGUUAAGAACGGACCAUUGCGCAUAGGACCUCUGUUGAAGUAAAAGCAUCAAAUGUCCAGUAACCUGGUUAGAGUUGUGAGUCUGGACAGUUUGAACCAAGAGUCUCUCUGUCCAAGCUGAAACUCAGGCCAAACCCAACUCAUCACUAUUUAUAUUUUCACUGAUCAUUUUAAUAUUGAGCCCAAACCAAACCCAAGCAGUUACACGAGUGCCGGUUUGUGUUAAUCCUGGCUUCAUCAAGUUCAAACAUUUCAAGCUCUAACAAGCGAACAGCGAGCCACAAUCUGAUGCUGUACUGUUUCAGCUGCAGGUAUCAGGUUUGGAAGGGUCUGUCCUCCACGUCUCCACACAGUAUUUCAUUGUCUAUGGCAUGUUUGUCUCGAUAGAUGUGUGCUGCUGACUGUUUUCACACUCUGAACAACAUAUAUUGGAUAUUGGACCAAUAGAAUUCUACAGGAAUGAGUCCUAAAACCCGGAAACGAGUUAGCAUUUUAGCACUUCCGGUUCCCUCGUCUGGAAGUCAAUGGGUUUUUUGAAUUAGUUAGAUGCAAAUAAGAAAUAAGGUCUGUGGUUAACA
Molecule: messenger RNA, 2138 nt
Organism: Sebastes umbrosus (honeycomb rockfish)
Lineage: Eukaryota; Metazoa; Chordata; Actinopteri; Perciformes; Sebastidae
Gene: ap3m2
Product: adaptor related protein complex 3 subunit mu 2
Exons: 9
Coding region: 167-1423 (418 amino acids)
Biological process (GO): endocytosis; intracellular protein transport
Cellular component (GO): cytoplasmic vesicle; clathrin adaptor complex
Source: RefSeq, a predicted model, not a curated record